This is a messenger RNA of Solanum stenotomum, 755 nucleotides long. RefSeq lists its product as uncharacterized. Lineage: Eukaryota; Viridiplantae; Streptophyta; Magnoliopsida; Solanales; Solanaceae. The record is from RefSeq and is a predicted model, not a curated record. The transcript has a single exon. The coding region runs from base 120 to 626 and encodes 168 amino acids.
UUUAUAAGUUUAAUAAUCCUUCUUUUCUAAUAAAUCUCUAGAACCCUCCAAAACCCUAGGGCUCUUAAACCCUUAUAAAACCCUUUCGUUUUCAGUGAAGCUAAACAACUUUAGCAACCAUGGCUGCUGUAUCUAGGCUUCAAAGCUUAACCAACAAAACUUCACUCCAAAAUCUCAUUCACCGCCAUCUCCUCCGCCCCGCAGCUACCACCGACAUUGCCUCUGCAGACGCAUCUAACAUUUCCCCUCAAUUUCAACCAAAGUCGAUUUUGACUGGACAUUUUUCUGAUGGUAAAAAGUUGAGUGUUUCAAAUGCUGAUGAAUUUCUUCUGAAUUGGAACUUUCCGAUUGGUAUCGGCUCCGGUUUGCCUGCUUUUGAUUUGUCUCUGAUGGAGCUACGUGGAAGCCGAUCGACCAGUAGUAAAAAACGUCCUGAUCUGGAAGAAGAUGUCGAAGACGAUUCUGAUGAUGAAGUUGAUUUUGACGAUUCUGAUGAUGAUGAACCGAAGGGAUUUGAUGAUGUAUAUGGAAGCUGUGAUGAUUCUGAUGAGGACGACGAUGACUAUGGCCGUCAUGGUGGCGGCCGUAGUGGUGGUUCCCGUGGCGGCGGCGCUUAUACAGCAUGAAAUUCGGACCAAGUCCGAUUUGCACCUUUUUCGUUUCUUACAUGCUAAUAGUAUCAGUUUAUUUUUGCUUUGCUAAUCAAUGAAAUUGUUUGGUUCACUCUCUUUUUCAAUUAGUUUUAUUUGCUUUCC